AGUCCACAAUAAGAGAGGUGGACGUGGAGCAAGUUACAGAAAAUAUAUGUGAGGGCGUGCAAGAGAGAGAUAGAGGAGCGGAUCGUCCGGGGUGGAGAGAGACAAAAAGAAAGAUGCUGGAAACGAGACGGGACCCUUGAGAUGAAGGGAGGGGCAGAGGUGUCGGACAAUAAGAUGACUAUUGCACUUCUGAGGUAGUUUAGUUUUAAGAGCCCAACAGCACAAUUCACAUUCACGGCGCUGCGAGGUAAAACCAGUUCUGUGCGCGGAGUUAAUCUACAUGUAAUGUGCUUCUUUACGUGCUUUCUAGUGUGAAUACGGUCGUUCCUUCACGCGUUUCCGCAUGCCCGAAAAAGUGAGCGCUUCCUAAGUUCCGCCUCGUUUCGGUGAUCAUUUUUUUUUUGUUCGUUUGUCGCAGGCUCGAUUUCGCGGAUUCUUUUCGACUAAAUUUUGAGUGCGGUGAUUGUUUAUUUGUUAUGUAAAUACAUUCAUCGGAUGACAUUUAAGUUAAAUACAAAAUUCUUCGGGUCGAGUUUGCGUCUAUUGAGCCAUAAGGGAGCGUUCAUAAAAUAAGUAGAUGUGAUUAAGCAGCUGAUGUAGAGGGUGGACAGCGCUGGUCCAGGAUCCCGGGGAAGAUGCUGCUGGUCGCGAUUGUCACGGUUGUCGUGCUGGCAGGGGGCGCCACCGGCCAACUCUCCGUGAAGAAAAAGGAUAAAGAGCCAUACCCGAAAUGCGACAUGGAUAAACUUGAAAUGUGGAUAGACGACGAUGUCAUCAUGUUAGGUGUGCUUGAUCCGAUUUCCAUCAUCUACAAUUCAGUCGUGCCGAAACAAGUGACCAACCCUUCUUUCGCCACUUUCAUCAUUCCAGCUCAAAUUGACAUCGUCACUGUGUCGUGGUGUGCGGGCACAUCAGCUAGGUAUUAUUAUAAUUUUCACACCCUCCGGUCAUUUAACACAAGUAUUUUACAUGAUCCGUGGAUAUCAAUAGACCGCCAAGGAGAGAUACCACCGUUUCAAAAAAACUUUAGUUUGCAUAUAUCUUGCGUAGGAAAUACCUCAGAAAUUGCGACUUUGAGGAUAGGUUUUACUGUCACUGACAGCGAUGGAAAAGCCAUACUUGGAAUGCCUCUUGCAAUAGAUCUCAAAAAAGAAUGCCGAGAUACAAGACCUGACACUGAGUGCGCAAAGAAAUGCCAAAACAAUGGACGGUGUGAUGCAAGUGAAGUAUGUGUCUGUAGCCCUGGAUACGUUGGGCGUUACUGCGAAACACCAAUUUGCUUUCCACCUUGCGAGAAUGGCGUUUGCACCGCUCCAGGAAAUUGCUCAUGCAACGCAGGGUUUGUCGGAGAGAGAUGUGAUGGAGGUAUUUGUGCGCAGAAGUGUCAAAAUGGAGGAACAUGUAUUAAGAAGGACACAUGCAAAUGUGCCCAAGGUUUUAAUGGAGCAUACUGCCAAAUUAGUGACUGUGAGCCAAAAUGCGAAAAUGGAGGAACAUGCAUUAAGUCUGUUAACAGUAAUAAUCAAACAUACUUCUCAUGCUCUUGCACAAGUGGUUUCUACGGAACGGCUUGCGAACUAACAAAAUGUCUUGUGCAAUGCAUCAACGGUGGGCUAUGCAUUGGAGAUGAUAAAUGCAAGUGUAAGAAGUAUUUUGAAGGCAAACACUGUGAAAAACGUCAAUGCAAGCGUGAUUGUGGUCCUAAUGGAUUUUGUGUCAAGAAUAAAAAGAAUAAGAAUCGCUGCAAAUGUGAGCAAGGUUGGGCUGGCGCCAGAUGUCGAAAAAGAGUUCCUAGUAAAAACAAUCAAAAGCAACAAACCAAGAAAAAAAAUGAUAUAUGAUUGGCUCUGGUGUUGAAAAAAAAUUGUUACGUUCCUUAAGGUUUCCUGCAAGACUCAUAUCUAUACAGAGUUUUUAAGGAUUAUGCUGCCAUGAAAUUUAAUUUUAAGAUAUACUUGUGAAUAAUUAAUGUAAACAAAUAAGUCAUCACAGAAUUACUUGCUUCAAUUUUAUGACCUAAGUUUCACUCCCUUCAACCUUGAUAACAACCUUCGAGGUUUUUUGGUCUCUAUAAGCUCCAUCCUCAGGUGCUGCUCACGCAGCUCCAAAGCAUAUCACCUCUUAAUUGCAAGACUUUUUUUUAAUGAUAUUCUUGAAAGUAAACUGCAAACAUUAAUGUAUUAAUGUCCAAAAACUGAUCAACAUUAACGUUGAUAAUGGACAUUAAAAAAAUUAACCAGAAAUUGCUCAAAUAUAAACUCGUUUUUGUAAAUGCCA
Molecule: messenger RNA, 2277 nt
Organism: Bemisia tabaci
Lineage: Eukaryota; Metazoa; Arthropoda; Insecta; Hemiptera; Aleyrodidae
Biological process (GO): anatomical structure development
Cellular component (GO): extracellular region; cell surface
Molecular function (GO): signaling receptor binding
Source: RefSeq, a predicted model, not a curated record